Molecule: messenger RNA, 5507 nt
Organism: Nematostella vectensis (starlet sea anemone)
Lineage: Eukaryota; Metazoa; Cnidaria; Anthozoa; Actiniaria; Edwardsiidae
Product: solute carrier organic anion transporter family member 4A1
Exons: 11
Coding region: 840-3041 (733 amino acids)
Biological process (GO): transmembrane transport
Cellular component (GO): membrane
Molecular function (GO): protein binding; transmembrane transporter activity
Source: RefSeq, a predicted model, not a curated record
UAAUUUUAAGCAAAAAGUAAGGGAUGUGAUAUAUUAUUCAGUAAAUAUGUUUUUAUUGAUUACCAAAUGAAUAAAUUCGUACCAGACGACAGAACUUUUGAGUGAUACGGAACUAUGCCCGCUGCUACGGAACUAUUCCCACUAUGUGCAAACAGAAAAUACCAUAUAAAUCAAUAAAAUUUUAAAAUGUGUAGUCUUUUCUGUGCAUAUUAUAUGCAUAAGUAAAUUUGUAGUCGUCUUAGAAAAAAUCAUGAGUGAUACGGAACUGGUCAUUGUAUGCCAUAUUCGGUGGAGGACAAGGCCAGUGUCAAAUACCUCAAGCAUGGGCUUGAGGAUGUAUAGCACACUCACAAUCUCCUAUUAAUGAAUGCUUCUCGAAAAUAAGCAGAAAUGUGAAGGCUAAAUAAAGCAGAAUGACUCCCAACCUUUGAAUUUUAACAGACGCAGCAAUAUAAGAAUCGCAGCAGAAUCUGCAAGAAUUUAAUAAAUGCCGUGUCUUCCAAAUGUCCCAAUAAGGUACUUAAACACUUGCUCUUUUGACACUACUUUUAAACCUCUUUCAAGUUACAUAAAAACCCAAGAAUCUACAGUACAUUAGAAUUCAAUAUCAAGUACCUUCGAAGUAUAGUGCUGACAUAUAAAGUGUCGCCGUUGAUUCAACGUGUGUUUUCAUUGGCCGUGAAAGCUGGGGAUCUGGAAGAUAACUAGGCAUCGCCAGGGCAAUCAAUACGAUGAGCUAAGGGUUGUUGGCGAAGGGCUUAGUGCUAAGAGUACUUUAUUUCUUCGAGCAUUAGGCUGAACACGCAUACUUCGCUGAAGUUGAUGAGACUAGAGUUACCAUGGCAACUGACGUAACUAGACCUCCACUGGACAGCACAAGCAGCACUGCCAAUCUCAUGGAGAAUGACAAGACCCCCGUGCCCACCAUGGACGGGGAUUACCCCACCACAGCCUACCCGGUUGAUGAUAAACACACUACAGGCUACCCAGGGGAUAAAAAUGUAUUGGAUGACGUCUUUCCUGAGGACAUCAAUUUGGCGUUUGGGUGGCGGAGUUUCAGGCCUCCCUGGCUACAGUGGCUUAACGAUCCGAAGUGCUUUCUGUUUUUUCUCUGUCUCUUUGCCUUUCUUCAAGGAAUGGCGGUUAACAUAUUUAUCAGCAUGAGUUUCCCUUCGCUGGAGAGACAAUUCUCGCUGAAUUCGAAAGAAACUGGAUUCAUCGCAUCGUCCAAUGACGUCACAGCUAUCAUCUUAGUAAUUUUCGUCAGCUUCUUUGGUAGCUAUGGCAACAAGACAAAGUGGCUGGGAGGCGGGGCUAUCUUGACGGGUCUAGGAGCCUUAGUGUUUGCACUUCCGAAGUUUCUUGCACCAAAACACGACCCAACAGGAGCUAAACUGGGCGGUACACCAUUCUGUCUGCGUAACACGUCAUUAUCAGCUUUCGAAGAUCCAGAUUGCGGGACGGCCACGGAGAACGCGCCGAUCCUGUACUAUGCACUCUUCAUAAUCUCACAACUGAUGUCCGGAGCCGGGACCACGCCCCUUCACACGCUAGGCCCCGCCUACCUGGACGAAAAUCUCCCUUCCGAUUCGCUCUCCGUGUACCUGGCGAUAUUUUACAUGGCGACGUUCAUGGGGCCUGGGGUCGGGUCUAUAAUUGGCGGACAACUUUUGACAGUUUACGUCGAGAUUACGAUGCCUCCUGAUGUCAAGUUGGCUCCUACCCAUCCUAACUGGAUAGGGGCUUGGUGGCUAGGCCCGUUAGCCGCAGGACUCGGAGUGAUGGUCUGCGGUGUCAUCAUACUCGGCUUUCCCCGUCACCUCCCCGGAGCUUACGCAGUCCGCAAGGAAGCCCUCAGGAGCGGCGAGAUGAAGAAAGAUGAUAGUCACCUCAAGGGGAAUAUCAGAGAUAUCCUACCCGCUACUAAAAACCUCUUGAUGAAUGGAACCUACAUUUUCCAGAAUUUGGCCACAACAUUUGGUACUCUGGUUGGGUUUGGACUGUACCCAUUCAUUUACAAGGUGAUAAAUGAACGCUAUGGCGCCGGCUCACUUCUGACAGGUGUCGUGAUCGCCGUUCUGCUAGUUCCCUCUGUAUCACUCGGGCUGCUGAUUGGGAGUUACCUCGUCAGGCGGUUCCGGGUUCGUCGCUCAUGUCACCGGGCGGCGAGACUCACGUUUUUCCUUCAAAUUUUGGGGAUCUGGGGAGCACUGAACAUGCUAAUACCCGGAUGUCCAUAUUCAAACUACGCAGGCGUGGACGUGGCUUAUGACAACAGAUCUUCCCAGAAAAUCGCACUUGAGAAUCCCUGUAACGUGGGUUGCCUGUGUUCGGCGGGGCAGUACAGCCCCGUGAAUGGUGGGGAAGGGGUGACAUUCUUCUCUCCGUGCUACGCAGGAUGUCCACCGCAGAAACCAACAAAGGAGGGCUAUUCCAACUGCUCUUGUAAUCACCCACAAGUCAGUGCUCCCAACCUAUUCAACACGACCGGUCACCUGUCGUCUGGGAUUUACCGAGAACACUGCUCGAAAAAAUAUCUUAUGUUCUUUGCUGCUGUAUGCUUUGUCAACAUCGUUUUGGGUUUCUCCAACCAGAUUCCAAGCAAACUUGUCUCGCUCAGGUCCGUACCUGAUGCCCACCGCGCUUAUGGCCUUGGGCUGCAGUUUGUUUUUAUGCGGACUCUUGGGGCGUUGCCCGGCCCGGUCAUUGUCGGCACGAUAAUCGACCACACGUGCACGCUUUGGAAGACGAAGUGCGACAAGCCGGCGAACUGCCUCAACUACGACUACGAGAGACUCGGAUGGAUCAUCACCGCAUAUAGCAUGCCUGCAAAUCUUCUGUCUCUGUUUUGUUUCUUUCUGUCCUACUACUUCAGCAAGGGCCGGAUCACCGGAGACAGCACACUGCCCGAAACGCGCGCGGGCGCAGAAGAAAUAAAAGCAGAUAAAGAAGAAAAUGUCCAAAUGUCAAAGAUGAAAAAGGAUGGUAUUGAUAAUUUGGCCCUUGAAAGAGAAGUUAACGAAAAUAAUACAAAACUGUAAUUCAAAUUAAUGAAACGCAGAGGCUUUAAAAGGGACGUGCAUAGGUUAAUUCACCAUUCGCGCUAGACUCUGUUGAAUGCGAUAAGUAUCGUAAAAGCAGAGCUGACUAUUAACUUCAAUUACUUCUAAGUCCUUCGCUUACAUUGAAAUCGUGCGCGUGAAUAUUAUUUCAAAUAUUUUUUCCCUUUUAAGACCCGUUAUUUCAAACUGUUUAACGCAUUGUGCAUUCAGGGUAGGUCAUUGCCGUCAUCUCGUUUAAUUAGACAACGACGGUUGAUCUUAAAAACGUAUUCGCUUACACUAACAGAGCCUUAGGUGACUAAUUGUUUAAGUAGCAUGCUAAUAAUGAUUUUUUUUUCACAAAAUUAUUAAUAGACCAUUGCGCGCAUGAAUCACCGUACGACAUAAAAUAUAGCGGUAAUUCAAAAAGGGGUUACUUAAACAGUUAAGCCAAAAGCGCGUGCUAGUUUUGGUCAGGGUUACAGAACUCGAAAGAUUUUGAUACAUUCGCAAUUCGAUGGCAUGCAAGUGUGCACUACGUAACGUGGCAUGCAAGUGUGCACUACGUCACGUGGCAUGCAAGUGUGUACUACGUCACGUGGCGUGCAAGUGUGCACUACGUCACGUGGCAUGCAAGUGUGCACUACGUCACGUGGCAUGCAAGUGUGUACUACGUCACGUGGCAUGCAAGUGUGCACUACGUCACGUGGCAUGCAAGUGUGCACUACAAGGGGCAAUUUUUCAUGCAAUUUGCAAUGCAACAAAUUAUUGCAUUGUGUUACAUGUUACACACGCCUAAUUUUUUUUACUGUAUUUCGCAACAAAACAAAAAAAUGCGUUCCGAUAGGCCAUUCCAGCUAUAAGUUUGCGUGCGCAUAACCGUAGAAACCUACCUCAACUACCAGAAUGCAGCGCGCGCUUUUUUAAGCUUUCAUCAAACGAAGCGCGCCCUGCAUGCAGGUAGUUGAGGUACGUUCCCAUGGUGAGUGCGCUCGCAUGCUUAUAGCUAGAAUGGCCUGUUUACAGGAAAAUUACCUAUCUAUAUAGCUGAAAUAGAACCAGUACCGAGGGCGUUAAGCACGAUGUUUUUAGUUUGUUUUGAAAUUAAUUAAAUAUCUUUUGCAUGUUAAUGAUUUAAAGAAAUACUUUACGUUCAAUAUUAUGUACGUUAAAAGUUUGCAUGCUGAAUUGUCAAUUUUAACUGAAAAAAUCCUGAAGAAAUAAGAUUACACUCGAGAAUCGAUUGGAUCGUAACUCGCAUGACAUGGCGGAAAAACAUGACAUGUCGUUUCCUCAUUUCACAUCAAACAAGGCGAAAAAUUCCCCUAAGUACUUAGUGAGUAAUAUCAAUCAAGAUAUAAAAUGUGACUUUUUUUAAAUUGAUGCGACUUUUUGUCAUUGAGAUUUGAGCUUUUCUUCCCUAAAGCUUAUAUAUAGCGCAAGGUUGAUCAAAUACAAAUUCCUUAAAAAAUAUAUUAAAACGUCAAAAUCUAUAGGUAUGUGCAUUUCGGCCUCACGUUAUUUGUGUUUUGAAAUCAUUCCGGAACACAAGGAACCGAUGGUCAUUGUAAAAAAAUGUCUUCUUUGUCUAUCUCUUCCAAGUGCACAUGUUCAAGUUUUUCCGUAAUGUCAACCCGCAUUGGUUCAUGGGCUCUAGAUAUCUAAAUAUCUAUCUAGAUAUACACCUAUUUCAAAUAAUGUUGCAUUCAGAGAAUCUUUGCAUCGUAACCCGCAGUGCUUCAUGGGUAUUCAGUAUCUAAGCAAAUAAGCGUAAAUAAAAUACAAAUCCAGGUUUCAAAAGCUGUAGAAUUCUCGCUCAGGUUUUAAUAAUGAUAAUUUACAUGGUUUUCAGAUACACAUACAAGGAUUUUUCCGUUGAUAAGCUACCCAUGAACCACCUCGGGUUACGACACGUGGAUUUUCUAGUGCAACCUUAUUUGAAAUAGGUGUAUAAACAAGGACGCUGCAACUUUUCAACGCUGGAUUCGUUCACGUCUUUGUGGACGGUUCGGCUAUUCUCUCUCCAUUUUACCUUGUCGUGACGAUGAGCAGUAGCGGAUCUAGGGGGAGGGUGUAGGGGGUUUAACCCCCCCCCCUUUGGCCUGCCAGAAAGCCAUAUGUAACAAAAAAAGCUACCCCUUACCCCUUUGUCACUGAGCCAAUGGGGGAGGGGUCCCCCUUUAGCUAGAUCCGCCCCUAGAUGAUAAUGUAAAAUGAACAACUUUAACCUUAUUGCUUAGCUUUAUUAUUAAUACUAAAACUUUGCAUUAUUAAUAAUCAUAUUCAGUUUAUAGUUCUUUCGCGAUUCAACCACGACUAGGGAAUCAAUGUCGCGCACUUCGGUCUUAUAGCUACUACACAUAAGCACUACGGAACCGUGAAGAGGAACCGAGGACCUUAGAGUUUCUGGAAUUUUUUGUAUCUUAUGUUCCCAAACAUGCCAAAAAAUAAAGUCUGUUUCUGCUA